This is a messenger RNA of Agrilus planipennis (emerald ash borer), 4667 nucleotides long. Its product is annotated as regulator of G-protein signaling loco. The coding region runs from base 181 to 4491 and encodes 1436 amino acids. Lineage: Eukaryota; Metazoa; Arthropoda; Insecta; Coleoptera; Buprestidae. The transcript has 8 exons. The record is from RefSeq and is a predicted model, not a curated record. Gene Ontology annotation, molecular function: protein binding; GTPase activator activity. Gene Ontology annotation, biological process: signal transduction.
AGGGCAAAUGCCUCAAAUUCUUUGAUUCUUUUGGUAACGGCCAUUUAAAAAAAUUGAAGAGAAAAACAUGUUAUUGUGUUUUAGAUUGUUGUGAAUAAGUGUAGCUGACUUAAUGUGAUUUUUAAUAACUUACUUUAAAGUAUUUCGAAAUAAACGAAUUUAUAUCAAGAAAGGGAUACAAUGCACCCCAGUAGAAGACGAAAAAAGCGUCCAAAUUAUGGCAUUAGAACUGCAGAAGUAAUUCGGGGCCCUAAUGGAUUUGGCUUUACUAUAUCAGGGCAACAGCCGUGUAUUCUUUCAUGUAUAGUUGCUAAUUCACCAGCAGAUCAAGCUGGACUUCGGGCAGGAGAUUUUUUAAUUUCUGUUAAUGGUACCCCAGUUUCAAAAAGUACACAUGAUGCAGUAGUUAAUCUUAUAGGUAGCAGUAUUGGUCCUAUUAGAAUGACCAUUGCUGAAAAUUACUACUCAGAUAGUAGUGAUGAAGAAAAUGAGAUGCCUAGAUUAGUAAACAAUAGAAAACCAAGGUACCUACAUAAACCAAAAGGUCACAGGCACAAGUCAGAAGUAAAUAAAUGUACUGAUGACUUUAAAAUUAACAGUCCAGUAAAAAAGUUGUCAAAAAGCAAUGAUCAUGCAAAUGAUAGAUUUCAGCAAAACCAGUCUUGUGCCAGUGAAAGGAAUUCAACUGAACCAUAUUGUGAAUGGAAUGCAAACUUUUUAAAUAAGGUGAAUCUUCCACGGCCUGUUGCAAAUGAUUAUAAUGAAGGAGCUGUUGAGUACAAAGCUCUGGUUGGCUAUUUGGGGACAAUAGAGAUGCCAAAACAACUAUUACCUAAUUCUCGAUUACAAACUGUGUGUAGUUGCAUUAAAAAGCUUCGUCAAGAAAAAAGAACACCCACUUUAAUACUUAUGACAAUUUUACCAAGCUGUUUAACAUUAAAAAAUGCUUCCAAUCAAAUACUUGCUAUUUAUCCUUUAAAUCGUGUUGUUUAUAUUAGCUCAACCACUGACAAAGAUACCAGAUACUUUGGACUAGUUACAAGUGCAGUCUGUAAUAAUAACAGUACAGAAACAGUAAAUGAUGAAGCAGCAUUAUGUAAAGACUCAGUCAUGAACAAAGCUGAUAUAGAGAUUUCAAACAGUUGUCAUGUUUUCUUAACUGAUCCUAAAUUAGGAGAUCAUUGUGCCCAUUUACAGAAAGCAGACCAGUUUAAGAUAACUUGUACAAAAGAUGUUAUAACUGGAAAUUGUCUUGAGUUUCCAAGAAGUGCCCUUUACAUAGUGAGCCUAGUUCAAAAUCUCUACAAAUUACAAGAUUCUGUCAAUGAUAGAGCUAUAAUUAAUGGUCAUUUACAUCCAGGUGGUAGGCUGAAUGAUGACUUAUUACCUCUCGUAGCAAAUUCACCCCAACCUAGUGCAUCUAGUAAUUCAGAUUCUGGAAUUGGCUAUCGAGAUGACUGUGGUAAUGUAAGUGAUAGAAUUUUAAUAGUUGAAUUUCCAGUACCUAAAAAGUUACCUCUUGCAAGUAAUGUUAGCAAUAAUAAUAGGCCAUCAGCUAUAGAUGCCACAAGCAUUUGUUUAGAUGUUUUGGAUGACCCUCUAAAUAAUGGAAACACUGCCUCAUCUCAUAUAAAAGGUAUCAAUAGCAUAGAAAGCAUUAGAUGUAUUAACAAUAUUGAGGUUUCGAUGCCAGUAAAUAAUUUGGCCAAAAUUAUUAACACAGAGACUCAAGUAAAUGAAACUAAGAUUGAUGGUCAUUUUAGAGAAAACAUGUUAAAUAAUAUUAGAGCGUUGGAAGGGGGGUGUGGACAACAUCAAUUUACAGAUGAUAUAAAGGCUAAUAGCAAUAUUGAUGGAGCUCAGGAAAUUGAAACUUCUGAAUACAGAUUUGUGGCAGAUAAUGAAUAUUAUGAAGACUAUGAUUGUGAUUCAGCAAGCCGCUUUUCUGUAAGGGCUAUGCCAGAUCCAAAAACGUUUUCUAUGAAUAAUUUACAGAAUCAUGCAAAAUGUGGCAUGGAAUUCUAUUCUGAACGUGCUGUAGAUGUCCCUUUGGAUAAAAAAUCUUAUGAAAGUGUUUCAUUGCAUUCAGUAGAUGAAGAAUUGAGUUCAGUUGAAAAUGUUUCCGUUCACAGCUUGAGGACAACUGAUAAGAUCUUUAAAGUGCCUGAUUCAUUAUAUUUAUCCAAUAAAACGUACAACAGAAAUCAAUUAAAAAUUGUUGGAAGCUAUGAUACCCUUACUUCAGAUAAACAUAACAACUCAUUUAUGAAAUACAAACUUAGUCCAAAAGUGUACAGUACAUCAAAACAGAACUGUAGCUGCGAAGAAAUUAGCAAGUUGGAAACUGUUGAAAUGUGUAGUUACAGUAGUUUGCAAAAUUUAUGCAGCUGGAACAAUGGUGCUGAUGUUCGAUUCGACAGUAUGGCAAUGGACGAUGAAAAUGGUUUACGGAAGAACGAACGUCCAGAAGGACCAUCAGCGUGGGCAACUUCCUUCGAAAAACUUUUGGAAGAUACCGUGGGAUUACAAACUUUUGCUGCAUUCUUGAAGAAGGAGUUCAGUGCUGAGAACAUUUACUUUUGGACAGCGUGUGAACGUUAUCGUCGAAAUCCAUCGGUUUCCGAAAGGGCAACAGAGGCUCAGAAAAUAUACAAACGCCACCUGUGCCUCGGUGCCCCAGAGCCAGUGAAUGUUGACUCCCAGGGCAGGCAAAUAACGGAACAGUCUCUCCAGGAGGCUCGUUGUUCGCUCUUCGAUCAGGCGCAAAAGCAGAUAUUCAAUCUGAUGAAGUUCGAUAGUUAUCCACGUUUUCUCAAGUCCGACUUGUACAAGCAAUGUUUGGCCGGGAAUGCGGACGUCAAUUUUGACGAUGGUUUGUUGAUAUACCCCACGUCCGUCACGCCUACCAAGCUAAAGAAGUCGCUAAGUAACGCGGAAGACCGCAGGAGAAAAUCUCUGUUGCCGUGGCAUCGUAAAAAUCGAUCAAAGUCCAAGGAUCGAGGUGAAACCGAGUACAAUUUAAAAAAGGAUACAGGAACAUCAAACGAUCUGACUCAUCGCCUCGGUCGCAGCGAGAUUCAUAACAGCAAGACAUCCCUUAUAUCGCAGGAGUCUGGAAAAUUUUUACCUGACGACAGUAGCUUGACAUGUAGAAACCCUUUGUGUCGUGUAAUAUUAAAUAAUGGCAGCACCACCGUCGUGCAGAUCAAGAAAGACGAAACGAUACAAGAAUUAAUUAACAGAGUUUUAGAGAAACGUGGUAUUGUCUAUUCGUGUUAUGAAGUUUUUACUGAUAAGCAUUCCAAGCCUUUGGAUGUUCGUGAACCCUCCACAACUCUAUCUGGCUGUGAAGUGAAGAUUGAACAGAGGGUCAUUUUUAAACUCUAUUUACCCAAUAAAAAGGUCAUAGCUGUUAAGUCAAAAUAUACUAAAAUCCUGAUGGACGUUUUGAAGCCAAUAUUAUGUAAAUAUGACUAUAAAUUGGAUAAUGUUAAUAUAACAGUAGGAAAAGAUUUUGUUGACGUUUACCAGCCUGUUACUUCUGUUGAAGAAAAACGGUUAAUUGUUCAACUAAAAAAUGGACAAAUGAUGGAGCUUGGGCAAAAGAUUGACGAUAAACCAAAUAACAUUCCAUCUUUGGAGACAGUCACGAACAGAGUUUUCAAGGAUAUUUUAAACGAAAAAGGCGAUACCAGAUGUUCGAAACCUAAAUCAGAUCAAGGAUCGUUAAAAAGUGAUGGUUGGGGUUCUGAAAAUUCAUCGAGUAUAUUUGGUAAGCUUCUGAAGAAAGAACCAAGUGAAAUUUAUGAAAAAAGAAAAAAACAAAACGCGAUGUGUUCAAAAUCAGAACAAGUUCAUAGUUGUGAAGAUGAGUCAUAUGAAACCAACACCAUGAUAAAAAGACCGCUGAUUGCCAAAUGGAAGACUGGCGCUAAACUACAUCUUCCUAGUCCUGAAAGUGAUGUCUCUUUUUCAGAACUUUACGAAGGUCUAAAAAGGGCACAACGUUCUCGAUUGGAGGACCAAAGGGGAACAGAAAUCAAUUUUGAACUACCAGAUUUCUUGAAAGCCAAGACUAACGACCGCCUAGAUUUUUCUUCGAGUGUAAAACAAACUUCGGUUAAUACAAAAUUACAUAUUAAUAAUAACGGUGCUUUUAAUAAUAGUAACAAUAACAACAACAACAACAGUAAUAAUAAUAACAAAAAGCCAAAUAAUUUUCGAAUUUAUUCUCCCAACAAACUUUCACCAAGUAUCUCGUCAUCUCCUUUGAAAUGCAGCAAUGAAAAAUUGACGGAAGUUUCGGAAAAAUCGACGGAAUCUUUCUCAAACGCAAGUCCAAGACCCAGUGAGCCGCCCCCCUUGCCUCCAAAACCAAAAAUCGUACCUGCGAAACCGUCAAAUUGGGGUCAGAACGGUCUUGUGAAGUACAUCCAAAAAACGGACAACUCUAACUUAUAUUUGGAACAGCCAACAAGUAGUUUCGUUUAAAUCAUGGGAAUAAUUAGAUGGAAGGGGUUUGUCUAGUCACUGGUUUGCGGGAACAAAACAGGAGAUAUAGAUCUAGAUUAUAAUUAUUUUGAAAAUAUCGACAGAAAUAAGGUAUUUCUAAUAUUCCAUAAAUAAUUAUUAAUAAUUUAAUUAAAAUCAUAAAUUGGGAAGUACAA